AUGAGUAUUUAUGUGACAAUUAUGGGUUGCGCACAACCAUCGAAAAGUAUUAUGCCAUCUAAUCAUAUUCCUAUUGAACGAUUAUAUGAUAACGGAGGUUAUCCAAUAAUGAAAACUCCACCUAUUAUUAUGAUUACUGCACCACCUACACCAUCUUUUGUAAAAAGUGCAUUAAAAAGAACUGAUCCUGAUGAAAAACGAAGGACAGAGAGACAUAUGUUUUCAAGACAAAAGCCAUUAUCAACCUUAAAAUCAGUGAAUUUUGACGAGAAAGUUUUAGUUAAAGCACGUACACCUACACCAAGUAAAAUAUGGUAUGAAAAAUCAUCAUCAACUAUGCCAAUGAGACUGAAUCCAUCUAAUGAUGAUGAUGAAGAUGAUGAUUAUGAUUAUGAUGACGACGAAGUUUUAUCAGAUGAGGAACAAAAAAGUAAUGAACAAAUGGGCACUGAAUCAUACAUACCAAGAUUAGGAACUCCAGCUUCAUUAAUACGAAGAAAUCAAGCAAAUCCCUUUUGGCAUAAAACUAAUACAGUAGGACUUAUGUCUUCAACAGAUUCAACACGAAACAAUGAAUCUUUUCCAUUCAAUGCACAACAACAUGCUUCUCAACUGAAUACAAAUACAAGAGAAAAUCCAAGUGCUUCACCAGGAAAUCGUAUAAAAGUACGACGAAGACUACCUCAAUUUGGUCCAUCACAAAUUUCACCCGAUUCUUCAAAUGAACAUCCUCAACAACCAUCAACCGUUCUUCUUCCACAAUCUCCUAGACUACUUACAGCCGCUCCACUUCGUCAAUCUCUUCGACGACCUUCAGUUGUUCUUCUUCGUCAAACACCUCGACAACCUUCAGCUGUUCUUCUUCCUCAAGCUUCUCGACAACUUUCAGCUAUUCCUCUUCAUCAGUCUUCUGCACAACCUACAGCAGUUUCUGCUUAUCUGAUUCCUGCACAAACUUCCAUUGGUCAUCCUUAUCAAUCUCCAGCACAACCUCGAACUGUUCUAUCUUAUCAAUCGUCUGUACAACCUCGAACUAUUCUAUCAUAUCAGUCUUCUGUACAACCAUCUUCUGAAACUGUUCUUGUGAAACAGGCGAUACCAAAUGCAAAUAGUACACUUAAUCAACAUCAACCUACAUUAACUAAAAGUGAAUAA
Molecule: messenger RNA, 1155 nt
Organism: Rotaria sp. Silwood2
Lineage: Eukaryota; Metazoa; Rotifera; Eurotatoria; Philodinida; Philodinidae
Source: the annotation of a GenBank genome assembly